Messenger RNA from Betta splendens (Siamese fighting fish), 2331 nucleotides. It is a transcript of the gene msantd4, whose product is annotated as Myb/SANT-like DNA-binding domain containing 4 with coiled-coils. The annotation marks the transcript as partial. NCBI's taxonomy places the organism in Eukaryota, Metazoa, Chordata, Actinopteri, Anabantiformes, Osphronemidae. The record is from RefSeq and is a predicted model, not a curated record. The transcript is spliced from 4 exons.
UCUGUUCUACUCCACUUGCCCUCUUUUCUCAGUUAUCGCUCCUUCUAUCAGUCUUUCUGUCUGUGUUUCUGGGGUUCCCGUCCCUUUCUUCCCGCCAAGCUGGAUUUCCGGCAGGUGAAGCAUUUAAAGAGGAAGAGGAAGAGCAACUACAGUGUGAGAGAGACACAGAUUCUCAUCAGGGAGAUUCACAAGAGGAAGGACGUGUUGUUCUCCAGGCAGCAGACCACAGCCAUUAAUGAGCUGAAGAGACAGGCAUGGGAGGAAGUGGCACGAGGUGUCAAUUCACUGGGGGAAGGCGAGCUGCGCACGGCUGCAGAGGUGAAGCGUCGUUACCUGGACUGGCGCGCGCUGAUGAAGAGGAAGCAGCUUCAGGCUGAGCUCUCGCUCUCCUCCUCUUCAUCGUCCUCUUUGGCCCUGAAGGCCGAGUAUGAUCGGUCCCCCCCCGAGCACGAGGCGGCCUGUCUGGAGUCGGGCUGCGACCAGCUGCUCGACCUCUCGGUGCUGCCGAAGGACUAUCACUGUGACUGGCCGGAGCUGGCGGCUCUGGGCGAGCUGAGCGCUCAGGCCGCGGCGGCGCCGCCGGGCGUGAAGAUGGAAGAGCACGCCAGUGAAUACAGACUGGAUGCUCAUGGUGAUAUGGGAGAUGGAGAGGGAGACUUAGACGACGAUGACAUCCCUUCCAUCCUCAGCGAUAUCGAGUCACAGGGUGACGGCCAUCUUGGACAUGUUUACUCCCACAGUGACUUGGGCAUGACCGGCUCCUCCAAGGCGCCGACCUGCACCUCCAGCAGGGAGCUUCCUCUGGCCAGUGGCCUGAUGGGAAUGGCAUCUCACUGUCUGGGUGGACUCGGCGGUCAGGAGAACGUGGGAGCGGGGCUUCUGCUAGCCGUCGAGAAGCAGCGGCUGGACCUGGAAAGGCAGCGUCUGGCCGUGGAAACGGAGCGCCUGGCGCUGGAGAAGGAGCGGCUGGCCCUGGAGAAGGAGCGGCUGCGCCAGAUGGAGGUCGAGAGGGAGAGGCUGCAGCUGGAAAGAGAGCGGUUGCAAGUGGAACGGGAGCGGCUGCGGUUCCUGCUCCUCAACCAGCCAGAGCACGCGGACCUGCCGCCGCAGCAGGGCCCUCUGGCGCCCAACGCGUCCUGCUUGUCCUCACACGAGGCACAGAGGGAGAGGGACCAGGAGGGUAAAGGGUGGAUGACGGCGGUGGAUCUAGAGGCGGAAAGGAUCAAACUGGAGAAGGAGCGAGUGCAGCUGGAGAAGGAGAGGCUGCAGUUCUUCAAAUUUGAGGCCGGGAGACUGCAGAUUGAGAGAGAACGCCUGCAAGUGGAGAAAGAGAGAAUGCAGCUGCAAAAAGACCAUCCGAGUCACUGAGAACCAAGAGGAUAAACGAGGAGGUUAAAACAGUGGGCAAAGAGAAGUGAAUGAGACUUUUAAUAAUAAAAUGGUUGAUGCAGCAGCUACAUUUUUGCAGCAAAGGGCGCGAGGCACUGAAACCCUUAUUUCUGAUGGGAAGUUGGUCAGUAAUAUGAACCUAGUGCCUUAUGAUCCUCUUCAUUAAGUGCCAUGGUGCACCCAGCAGGUUAGCACCGAACACAUGUGAUGUGAGCAGAUGUUUAUGCAAUGCAUCAUCUCAUGUCGUUGUCAUUUAUGUCCCAGGAAGUUUGUGCUUAGGCAGCAACACCCCAGCGAGGCCUCCUUUCACCCAGAGCUACUUUUUUCCAAGGGUUACUUGUAUGUUGUUGUUGUUACCUGUAUGUUGUUGUCUGCAGCAUGUUUCAUCACAACGACUGAAAGCCUCUUGCUCAUAGGUCACAGAUCGGCAUCAUUAAAAGGUCUGAGUUCCAGUCCUGAGGAGUCUAAUACCUUAAAAGCCCAGCUGACAUUAGAACAGGCUCCUCAGCUCCCAGGUGGUUUCAGAUUUGAGCACAGCAGAUUUUAAAGUAUAUUUUUCUUUGAAAGCAGAGAUUCUUUUAAACUUUGAUUUAGGGGAAUAUCUCAUAUAAUACAGUAUGAGUGGAGCUAAGGAUGUACAGUAAGUUGCCUUGAUUCUUCUGAAAUUAGUGGCUCACACUAGUACAUAGCACUUAAAGUUAAAAACCUGUAAAAUAUCAUCGAUUAUGUGAUUUUAAACUGUCUGAGGUUACAACUAAUGAUUAUUUGGGUUGGUUUAAAUGUAUUUUUUUUAUCUGAGUUCUAAAUAUCAGAAGGUGUAAACACAAAUGGAAGAUACUUUAGAUUUACAUUCAUAGGUUUUGUAAAUGUAUUCACGUUUUAGUCACAUUCAGUUAUUAAAAUGUCUUUUUCUGUCAGAAAAUUAUAUUUGUCUAAAUUCAA